AUGAGGAAAGUUAUUCAUACUUUGUCAAUACCAUUUAAAAUUAAAGAUUAUCCUGACGUUCCAAUACAACUUGUUCCAGUUGAAGAUGAAAAAUUUAGAUAUAGCCAAUGUUUGAAAGUGGACAAUGCAGCUGUACCCAGUUUAAUUAUUCCAAAAGGUUUUACACUUGUAAAAAGAUCAGAUACUGAGCAGAAUCACCCUUUCAAUGAUGCAGAUUUGACAGAAAUAGUUCAAAGUAUAUUUUCACCAGAGUUUCAAUGUUGUAAAAGAUUGUUGCUUAAAGAUCUUCAAACAUUAGAGCAUGUCAAUAUAGAUUCAUCUGAUGAUGCUCCUUGUUUAAUUUGUUUGGUUACAAUAACUGAAAGAGUUCCUGUAUUGUUAUUACCAUGUAAUCAUUUUUAUCAUGCACAUUGCUUAGUUGAAUAUAAAAGAUCAUUCAUACCAACAAGAUGGAGUAUAACACUUGGUGCUACAUUGAAGCCCUUGAAAUGUCCAGUUUGUAAUUUGAAUCUUGUUAGAUUGCUUCAAUAUUGUAUUGAUAAGAGAUUAGAUCCUGAAAAGAUCAUUUUUGAUAAUAAAGGGUGA
Molecule: messenger RNA, 585 nt
Organism: Hansenula ciferrii
Lineage: Eukaryota; Fungi; Ascomycota; Saccharomycetes; Phaffomycetales; Wickerhamomycetaceae
Exons: 1
Coding region: 1-585 (194 amino acids)
Source: RefSeq, a predicted model, not a curated record